Gadus macrocephalus (Pacific cod) is the source of this 2150-nucleotide messenger RNA. It is a transcript of the gene stmn2a, whose product is annotated as stathmin 2a. Gene Ontology annotation, molecular function: tubulin binding. Gene Ontology annotation, biological process: neuron projection development; microtubule depolymerization; regulation of microtubule polymerization or depolymerization. Gene Ontology annotation, cellular component: cytoplasm; neuron projection; growth cone. NCBI's taxonomy places the organism in Eukaryota, Metazoa, Chordata, Actinopteri, Gadiformes, Gadidae. The coding region runs from base 202 to 708 and encodes 168 amino acids. The transcript has 6 exons. The record is from RefSeq and is a predicted model, not a curated record.
CUCCUCCAUCACUUCUCCCGCUGACUCAGUGCCUUGAGAGCCUCCCGCCCAGCUCAACACACGCAUCCUCCGCCGAGAAGCACCAGCCAUGGCCAAAACAGCGACCGGGCAUUUAGCAGACGCUUUUAUCCAAAAGGACUGACAAUAAGUACAUUUGUCAGAAGAAAGAGAAAAUCACUGCCACUUGCCUACAAGGAGAAGAUGAAGGAGCUGUCUGUCCUUUCCCUCAUCUGCUCCUGCUUCUACCCCGAGACCCACAACAAGCUGCUUGGACAGUUUGAAGACAUGGAGGUGAAGCCCAUCAACAAGCGAGCUUCUGGCCAGGCCUUCGAGGUGAUCUUGAAGCCUCCUUCCCCGGUGUCGGAUGCUGUCCACAGCCUGCCGUCCCCCCCAAAGAGGGACAUCUCCCUGGAGGACAUCCAGAACAAACUGGAGGCGGCCGAGGAGCGAAGGAGGUCUCAGGAGGCCCAUGUACUGAGGGCCUUGGCGGAGAAGCGAGAGCACGAGAGGGAGGUGAUGAUGAAAGCCGUGGAGGAGAACAACAACUUCAGCAAGAUGGCAGAGGAGAAGCUCCAGAUGAAGAUGGAUCAGAUCAAGGAGAACCGCGAGGCCUACCUGGCAGCAAUCAUGGAGCGCCUGCAGGAGAAGGAGAGGCGUGCAGAGGUGGUGCGGAGGAACAAGGAACUCCGGGAAGAGCUGACAGCAUGAGCCCCGCGGUGACACCGGGAUGGACUUGGGACUCUGUCUCCAUCUCCACCUCAAGCUCCGUCCCGGCCCCCCUUCAUAGACGCUCCUGAGCAGGCAUCCCACGCUGGACCUCUGGGGGCUGAGGACAACACUGACCCACUCAGCCCCCCCACCCAACCUCACUCCUCCUCCAUCAGUAUUAUCAAUUAUCAGUGGAUGCAAUCAUGGAUGACCCUUAUAUCGGAAAUUGAAUGAAUGUAAUAGAUUUAAGAGACAGAAAUCACAAGACAGAAAUCUGGUUUAUGGUGUGUAUAUAAUUUAUUUGAAUCUCUUUCGAAUCGAUCUGAAUCUCUCUCUCUCUUUCUUUCUUUCUUUCUUUCUUUCUCUCUCUCUCUCUCUCUCUCUCUCUCUCUCUCUCUCUCUCUCUCUCUCUCUCUCUCUCUCUCUCUGUCUCUCUUUAUUUACAGUAAGUAAAGUAAAGUAAAAGGAUGCUGAUGUCCGACUCUACCUGAAUGAUAUUCUUUCUCCCUGUAGUUAUAAUGUUUUUGUUUUUUUAUGUUGAGAUAUGCUGUUUACGCGUGAAAAGCCUUCAGUGUUGUGAGUUGGUCUAAGACAGACAUUUGCAAUGUUUUUUGAUGUCAUGAUGAUGAUGAUGAUGAUGAUGAUGAUGAUGAUGCUGAUGAUGAUUUAUUUCCUGUCUCUUUGUGAAGAAUGCAAAUUGUUGUUACAAACUCCCCAAGAUAUCACCUGGUCUCCAUCACAGAAACACAGCCGCUCUUGUUGCACAUGCUUACAGGUAUUGUAACCAAUAAUCCUAUAUGCAUAGAUUCAAAGAGCCUCCUUUCAUGAAGGGAUCACAAUGGUCUUUAUUCUGGUUAGGAAUGUGUUACCCCAACAGAGCAGCUGUUUAUUCACUUGCCCAUUCCUGUUCACUUUGAGUUAAUGCCAAAAGAACACAAACAUGCGUAGUCACUCCACUGAUCUACAGUACACAGUAUUUGGAGUUGCAUCAUCCUGGUACCAUAAAUGGUGUUAUGAAAAGUGAAAUGUGCUGUGGCUCCCAUCUUGAUAUUUAUAGUUUGAAACCAAAGUGUGCUUGUGUGUGUGUGUGUGUGUGUGUGUGUGUGUGUGUGUGUGUGUGUGUGUGUGUGUGUGUGUGUGUGUGUGUGUGUGUGUGUGUGUGUGCGUGCGUGUGUAUGUGAAAAAGAGGGAGGGAAAGUGGUUGCAUGCAGCCAGAUGUGUAGGGCAUCAAAGUGAAGCAUCAACAGCUUCAUCUGCUCUCUUGAGGUAAGACAGAGGAUGGAUGGAGGAUGCUUUGCCCUCAGCACAAGUUGUUUUUUUGUUUUGUUUUGUGGGGUUGCUAUCCAAACCCACGGACAACUGCCUGCAUACUCUAUUGCCUGUGUUACCCUUCAUAGCUCUCUGUGAAAACUCUUCUCAAUAAAAGAGUGGGGUUAUGUUCA